Messenger RNA from Eupeodes corollae, 2098 nucleotides. RefSeq names its product probable WRKY transcription factor protein 1. The transcript is spliced from 2 exons. Lineage: Eukaryota; Metazoa; Arthropoda; Insecta; Diptera; Syrphidae. The coding region runs from base 223 to 1926 and encodes 567 amino acids. The record is from RefSeq and is a predicted model, not a curated record.
ACAUAUAGAAGAUUCUCUCUUGGAUGGGAAGAAGAAGUAUAGAUAUAGAAUACCUAAUUAAUUAACCAUCCAUUGACCCUACUCAACUCUGUACUCGGAGUGAUGAUAAAAAGCUCUUGGCGCACUAACUUACCAACCAGUUGGUUAACAGUUUCGCAUGUCCGAAGUCUUCACUGCGAGCUAAGGUAAUAAGAUUGAGAUAGAAACUGAAACUACAUCGCUAUGGCUAUGGCUAUUCCAACAUUGAAGAUGUUGCGGCUAACGAUGAUGAUAUUUGCCGGAUUGGCGGUUCUAGUUGCGGGUGAAGAAAUGAAUACAACUUCUUCAGCUUCUCCAAAGGUACAAGUGUCAAUUACUACGACGACUACUCCUCCACCACCACCUCCAACAACAACAACAACACCAGCACCGCAGUUAGGAGCUGUUAUGGACAUUUUCCAAGCUCCAUUAGCUGCCUUUAAGCCAAAAAAGCACGACAAAACUGAAAUGACAAUGGGCAGAGAUCAGCAAAGUUCAGCUGCAACUCCAGUCCCCUCGAAUAUUUUUUUCAAGGCUGGAAGUGGUCUGGGAUCAGCAGCGAGUUCCUUGACCGGAUGGUUUAACAAUCGCAUGAUUCCCCAGGCACUCCGACCUUCAAGCACAACCACUCCUCGUCCAGAACUCAUGUUUGAAAUAGUCCCAAACCAACAAAUCAAACGCAGGAUCGUAUUGGCAUCGGAAAACGGAAGAAAGCCACUCCGUAACCGCCAAAGACCGGUGAUUGCUGAUGAUUCAGAGGACUUAGAAGAUGAUGAAGAACAAUACAACACUAAUGAAGACGAGGAGUAUGACCCGAACUCGAACUUUUCGUACGACACAAAAGAAGACAACGAUGACGACGAAGAGGAUGAUUAUCAGCCCCUCGAAAAACGAAAGCCUUCUAAAAAGUCACAAAAACAACCAAAUAAGCAAUACUAUUACAUAGAAGAGGAAAUCUUCGACAGUGAUGAUGACGAUUUGGAUUCCGAAGUCGAAGUCCAAAUGCCCAAGAGAAAACCUCCACGUAAACAGCAAACCCAACCAAACAGGCGGCGAAAGAAUCCUCCUCAAAAAAAGAAGCAGCAGAAAAGGAGGAAGCCUGUGAGAAAAGUCCAAAAUCCUCAGAUGGUUCAAGUUAUGCAAAACCGCCCAUCAUAUCAAACGCAAGUCAAGCGUAAGCGACGUCCAUCAUCAUCAACUUUUGAGUUGGUUCCAAUAAGUCAGAAUCAAGCCAUCAACUCGAUUCAAAAGAAGAAACCGAGCUCUUUUACCGAAAGCAAUCAACAGCGACCCAGUUCGCAAUUCCUCAAUAUUCCUUGGUCAAGUUUGGGUUUCGCUGGGCCUCCAAAAGACCCUGCUUCAGGUGAUCAACAAUCGAAACCCAUUAUCGUUAGAAUUCCACAGCAGAAUAUUAAACGCAAAAAACGCCCCACUAAGAAACAAACCACAAAUGUUGUGAAGAAUCAAAGACGUAAGCCGCUCAGAGGUCAAUUGCAGAAUCAAUCACCGGUGUUUUCCAUACUGAGUGAAGAUCAAGUUCGAGAAAUCUUCAAAACUCAGAUUAACGAAGAACAGCAGAUGAUGCCACAGACCUCCCAUUCUCCGAUGAUCUUGGACAACCAAAAGAAACCACCGAAGAAAGAGAGUGAAGAAAUGUCUUCCAACAAUAAUGAAGGUACUGAACAACAGGAUAAUCCUCAAGCUGGAUCAGAAGCAGCAUCAGAUAACGACGAAGAUUCAAAUAAUUCGUUUAUCGUAGUAGGGCAGGCUGAUGAUGAAGAUGACAAGGAAAUUGAUACAAACCUUUACAGGCAUUAUAGCAACUAUCGGGGUUUCAAGCGGAUUAGAGCAGAGCCAAGGUACAGUCAUAAUGAGGAAGAGGAUCUUGAUUACGAUUAUGAGCGAUGAGUAAAGGAUUUUCUUUGAUCAGGAUUAUAUCAAUGGAAUUUUGAAAUAAAAACGAACUGAUUUAAUAUAUUUCUGUCAAUUUUUAAUAUAUUUCUGUCAAUAUCUUCAUACCGACAUAACCUCACGUUUUAUGUGAAUUUCUCAUCAAAUAAAAGAAUACAAGUAAAUUUAA